AUGGUCUGUUUAGAGAAGGUGUGUUACGGAGGAGGUGGAGAGGCAAAGUCUCUGCUGAAAGACGGCAGCUGGAUCAAAAAAGACGAGGAAGAGGAUGAAGAUGUCGACCGAGACCCAAACUUUGGCAAAUCUAUUCUGGGCCGUACCAAAACCAGUGAGACUGUUACUGUGAGUGGAGGCAGUGAAGUAAAAACCACCAAAACCCUAAGCACGACAACAUCUGUGAAUGCUCUCAGCCAGAGAUUCAGUGGAGGUAUGGAGGAGCCGAAGAGCAGCACCCUCCCUUCCAGCACGUCCACAUACACCAGAAGAACCAGUUCUUCUACACUGGAACCAAAAUCAAGCACCACAACCACGACCACCUCCAAGGAUGGCAAAACCUCUGAGACCAUCACCACCACCACCUCCCAGAGUGUCAGUUCUCCUGUGAUGAAAUCUCCCACUAAGACUGAGACGUUCACCGAGCGAGUCAAAUCCUCAAGCCAAGGGGCUCUUUACUCAAACUUCACACCUAGCAGAACUUCAAAAGUGACUGAGACGACUGUUACCACCCAUAAGGGUGCGGAGGAGAAACUUUACGACACCCUCCUGCCCUCUGGCAUCAAGGAUGAUUACUCACCUACAGAGAGCAAAAGUACAAUCUCCACAACUCGGACUUCGAUUGUGAAAAGCAGCAAUGACACCGAUGCUGAAGACCUACUCUACGGUACACUGAUCCCAAGCGCUAUCAAGAACGAUGUCUCAGACAGUUACAGAAGUUCCAGCGUCACGAGGAGGGAGAUUGUCACAGUGGAGAGCAGCAGAGGAAGCAACAGCCCAACUCUGACAUCACCCUCCUUCACAGGAAGACUAAGCAGUUACAAAGAGUACUCUGAUGAUUCCCCCACCACCCGCACCUCCUCCCACACCGUCAGCACCACGCCCAGUGACCUAUACAGCGACCGUCCAUCCUACUCCAGAACCAGUAGCAGCUAUGACCGCAGCAGCGUCAGCAGCCCCACUACCUACUCACCAUCCUACAGAAGCAGCAGCAGGUCAGAUGACAAUGCAGGAGAUUCACCCUACUCCAGGUCCUCCACCAAGAGUUUGUACGGAUCUUCUGACAGGCUGGUGCAUGAGAAAGACUUGUGCACUUCUUGCCGUAAGCCGUUCACUGGGGACGCCAAGAUGGUCCUGGAUGACCUGAAGAUCAACUGCCACGCUACCUGCUUCAAAUGUCAGGUGUGUAACAACAAUCUGGGUUAUAUGAAGGCCGGGGACAGCAUGUGGAUCUACAACCGCAAGGUGCACUGCGAGAGCUGCUUUGAGGUCACCAGAGAUAAAUGGCGUCGUUGA
Messenger RNA from Limanda limanda (common dab), 1335 nucleotides. It is a transcript of the gene scel, whose product is annotated as sciellin. The record is from RefSeq and is a predicted model, not a curated record. Gene Ontology annotation, cellular component: cytoplasm. The coding region runs from base 1 to 1335 and encodes 444 amino acids. NCBI's taxonomy places the organism in Eukaryota, Metazoa, Chordata, Actinopteri, Pleuronectiformes, Pleuronectidae. The transcript has 22 exons. Gene Ontology annotation, biological process: epidermis development.